This is a messenger RNA of Aspergillus wentii DTO 134E9, 1860 nucleotides long. RefSeq lists its product as uncharacterized. The transcript is spliced from 2 exons. Lineage: Eukaryota; Fungi; Ascomycota; Eurotiomycetes; Eurotiales; Aspergillaceae. The record is from RefSeq and is a predicted model, not a curated record. Bases 1 to 1860 code for a protein of 619 amino acids.
AUGAAUUGGACAGGAGGCCGUCUUCAACGGCACUCGAAUACUAAACCAGGGACUCUUGCCAGAGUCCAGAAGCAGAAUUUCGCAAAGUCGAGGUCAAGGGCUUCAAAGGGUCCUGCUCAUGCUUCACCGUUUAAGGAUUUUGCUCAAUUCAAGGACUUGAAUAACGCGUCCGCCAGGAGACCGCAGGAUAGCCGCGCUUUAGAAGGCGAUACAUAUAAUGAGCCAUCGUCUAGGACUAGGGAUGUUCCAAACAACCAGCCCUCAACUGAUAAGCCUCCUCCCUCAUCCAGCAUUGGCCCAUCUCAGCACUCAACCCGUCUAGAUUGUAUAAAACAGCAGCUUCUGGAAACGUCGGACUGGGCUGGUCUUGCAGCUACCCGUCCGUUGAAAAUGGCCUUUACCUCAGCAACAGAACUCGAAGGAUUCGGCAAGCGGCGCAAAUUAACAGAAGCGGACCGCAGAAGACUGGCAUCUUCUUCUAGUCGCAGCGUUCUUCCUCCCGAGAUUGGCCUGUUUCGUGGGAAACAUCGAGAUUAUGCCUCUUCGGGGAUAGAAACAGUCGAGGAUAUUGAUAUAAGGAUAAAUGGUCUGCGGCCUGGGGCAAGAUCUGUGAAUGGGAGUCAGAGUCUCUCUCGAGAUAAUGGAUCAUCGCAGCCGAUGCUUUUUGACUCUGAGGAAUCUAUUCGCUUAAACGAGAGUUCUGCGAAGGAAUCGUGCGGUGGUAACUACAAGUCAGGGACAAAGCUAGCUUCCAGUCAGCUGCUCCUUACUUCUGAUAGAGGAUCAUCUCCACUGGAUUGCCCAAAACCAAUCUCCCAGGCUUCACCGUCCAGAAUUGAAUCCUUGAUCUCUCGAUAUAUCUCUCAGGGUCAUAAUGCAGAUGGGGAUCAAUAUUCCAAGGAACACAUCGAGGUACCAUCAAGUCUCAGCAGAAGCAGCUCCAUAUACUAUCCACCGGAAGCAGUCAGAAAACGCUUCACGAUUGACGAUCAAGCUCUAGAAGAAUUACAGAAACAGAAUAACCCCACUUUCAAUACUUUCGAAACACAAACAACGAACUACAACCAACCCUCGCAACAACAGCCUGAAAACCUCUUCAGCAGUCAGAUGGGACAACAAUUUCCAUUCGACCAAAAUACUACCAGUCAAGAAAUUGGCCAAGUCGCAGACACACAAUCGUGCUCAAGUAACCAGUGUUCUGGCUGGCUUCCAGAGCCAAGAUACAACAUACAGCGGCUCAUGAGUUCGCAUGAUAUAAAUUUGGGCACCCAGCCUGCGCCCAAUCCCCACAAUGGCACCCCUUUUCAUGCUGGUCCGUGGACUAGUACCAUGAAAAGACAGCAUGCUUCUCCCAUCACAGUAUUCGGACAGUCGGUUACCCUCGACGAUAAUGGAGCCAUUGACGAGACUCAAGGUUUGAUGGGGACUACAUGUAACCCCGACAUGAGCAGAUCAACACCUAGUCCUCAGUUCACUCAAUUAUUCAACCAGAACUAUCUACAACCGCAAAACUAUACACAAACCAACCCAAAUCAAUCCAGUAGUGACGGAACGAGAACAAACGUCAAUACUAUCUAUUCCGAAAUCUUCGCCACAAACCCGAAUAUAACCAGAUAUUGCGAACAAAUCCAAACACCAUCAAUCCUACCCCAAUUCCUCCAACAAUAUAGCAAGGAUAAUAUAGAUAAUUCCAAUAGCGAUAUGCACCCACCGGCUAUAUAUGGCCAGAGAUUACCGUCUGUUUCCAGUUCUGUUUUUCAAGCGUUAAUGGGCGGGAACCAAAGAUCUACGGCCAGCUCAUCUCCCGAUCCGCUUUUGAUAAACCCCAGGGGCCAUUCUGAUAUUGCGAGUUAUGAUUGA